AUGUUUAAAUGGAAUAAAGAGAAUAUAGGAUGGGAUUAUAAAGGAGCAAAUAAAAGGGUAUUGGGUAUAAUAACCAGUGCAGCUUUUAGACGUAUACAUUUAUAUGAAUUUAAUGGUCAACGUUAUCCAAAGGAGUUAGAUGGAAAAGGAAAUGUGUUAGGUCAUGCUUUUUUUCCAAAUAGGAAUAAUGACCCAUUCGAAAUACAUAUGGUUAAAGAUGAAAACUGGUACUUGGAAAUUGAUAAAAAUAUGUCAAAAUAUCAAAAAAAUUUAUUUGAAGUUUUAGUGCAUGAAGUUGGUCAUGCAUUAGGUAUUGAACAUUCAGAUAAUUUUGAAUCAAUAAUGUAUUCUUAUUAUAAUGGUUCACAUUUUGAAUUACCUCAAGAUGAUAUUGAUGUUAUUCAAAGUUUAUAUGCAACAUAA
This is a messenger RNA of Schistocerca nitens (vagrant locust), 423 nucleotides long. Its product is annotated as matrix metalloproteinase-26-like. Bases 1 to 423 code for a protein of 140 amino acids. Gene Ontology annotation, molecular function: metalloendopeptidase activity; zinc ion binding. The transcript has 2 exons. Gene Ontology annotation, biological process: proteolysis; collagen catabolic process; extracellular matrix organization. Lineage: Eukaryota; Metazoa; Arthropoda; Insecta; Orthoptera; Acrididae. The record is from RefSeq and is a predicted model, not a curated record. Gene Ontology annotation, cellular component: extracellular matrix.